UUUUACCCCAACCCUAACAAGAAAUUCGUGUACCAAUUCAAGACGCAGUCCACAAAACCCACUUCGAAGAUUUAACAAGAAGAUGAAAUUCAGGGGUUGCCAGAGAAUUCCGUGCUUCACUUACAAUGGACGUCUCAAUCAUCUAAAUGCACAGCGUUUCCAUUUUACUACCUUUCUUCGUAAGGUACAAGCCACCGAAGCUCGAGCAUCGCUCAAUAGUGGCGGCAGUAGUAGUAGUAACAGCAGCUCUCAGGGUAGCAAUCUCUUAUUGCCUGGUGCAACAGUCGCAACUAUAGUUAUGCUUGGUCUUCUCCAUGCCCGACGUCUUUAUGAUGAUCAAAAGGUUGAAGAGGCAAGAGAAAAGGGAGCUUUAGAAUUCCGGCCUGAUGCAAAGGCUACUUUCAUGAGAUUGCUUCCACUACGCUCCAUUUCUAGAUUCUGGGGUACCUUGACCAGUGUGGAACUUCCGAUGUGGCUGCGCCCAUAUGCAUAUAAAGGAUGGGCUCGGGCAUUUCAUUCAAACUUGGAAGAAGUAGCUUUGCCUUUGGAAGAAUAUGCAUCUUUACGGGAGUUUUUUGUCAGAAGAUUGAAAGAGGGUACCAGACCUAUUGAUUGCAAUCCCUGUUGUCUGGUUAGUCCAGUUGAUGGUACUGUUCUCCAAUUUGGCGAGUUGAAAAAAGCUGGGGCUAUGAUUGAGCAAGUCAAAGGAUUCACUUAUUCUGCUUCUUCACUUCUUGGUGCCAGCUCCCUUCUUCCCAUGGCUGUGGUUGAUGACAAUAAAAAUGAAGAUGGUGGGCAAGAAGGUUCUACGGAUGAUGCAAAUCAAAAGUCUUGGUGGAGAGUUUCAUUGGCUUCUCCCAAAGUCCGAGAUCCUGCACCAGCUUGUCCAAUGAAAGGUCUCUUUUACUGUGUGAUUUACUUGAGACCUGGAGAUUAUCAUCGCAUACACUCACCAGUUGAUUGGAAAGUUCUUGGUCGUCGACAUUUCUCUGGUCGUCUCUUUCCCAUGAAUGAACGAGCUACCAGGACAAUAAGAAAUCUUUACGUGGAGAAUGAAAGGAUUGUGCUUGAAGGUAAAUGGCAAGAAGGUUUUAUGGCAAUGGCAGCCAUAGGUGCAACAAAUAUUGGCUCCAUUGAGCUUUUCAUUGAACCAACUCUGCGAACAAAUAGGCCAUGGAAGAAGAUGCUACAUCCAGAACCUCCUGAAGAACAGGUAUAUGAACCCAAAGGCACUGGUGUUUUCCUGAAGAAAGGAGAUGAGGUACCAUCCUGAAAUUUGAUGUUAGUUUGGAAGAGAAAUAUGCAUGCUAAACUUCAGUUUUUGUGGCGUCUUUUGAGCAUGCAAAAUAUCAUGAUAAAUUAUAUUACUUGGCCAGUUGAUGUGUGUGUACGAGAAAUAAAUCCCAUCUUGCAGUUGCAUCUUUUGAGCAUGCAAAAUAUCAUGAUAAAUUAUAUUACUUGUCC
This is a messenger RNA of Nicotiana tabacum (common tobacco), 1464 nucleotides long. Lineage: Eukaryota; Viridiplantae; Streptophyta; Magnoliopsida; Solanales; Solanaceae. The record is from RefSeq and is a predicted model, not a curated record.